AUGUUUUGCUUUUGGAGAUUGUGCCAGGAGGCUUUAGCAGGCAUCCCAUGGGCUGGCCGAUCAACUCUGACUGGGCUUUUCGUGAGAGUAGCAGAGCGUGGGCCCAAGGAUCCAGCGAUAUGGAAACGCCUCACUGCGCGUGCGGAUGUCAUCGCCCACUCGCUCACGCCAAAGCAAGCCUCCUUGAUCCUUUCCUCAAUGGCUCGGAGUCGGCACUCUCAAGACAACUUCUUGCAGCGCUUUAGCCUGAAAUUUGCGCCAUCGCUGGUCUCUCAAGCAGAAAUCAUUGAUUUGUGCGGAAUUGUAAGCGGCCUCAGCCAGUUGAAUGUUUAUCAAGAAGAGCUCUUUGCGAUGACUUCUCAGCGACUUCGUGAGGUGGCUCCGCAAUUGGAUGCUCGUCAGGUUUCCUUGAUGGCCAAUGCCUUCGUGAAGGCUGGCCAUUUGGACAUGGAGCUUUUCCAGCGCUUACUGAAACAGGCGCUACGGCAGUUGUCCAAGUUUACUGCCAAGGAUGCUGCUGUUAUGCUCAAUGCCUUUUCGCAGGUCCCGGAUUUCCAGGUAAAGGAGUGGGAUGACACAUUCCUGGAUGAAAAUACGCGGGAACUGAAGACAACACUGGAGGCACUAGCUUUGCGCCUUCCUGAUCUUCUUCCCAAGGCCGAUCUCCAUUCGUUGGCUUUGAUUCUCAAUGCCUUUGCCCAGCUGCAAUUUGUGCAGAAGGAUUUGUUGGAUCUUAUGAGUCAGGAGCUGUUGUUGAAUGAGGAGAAGCUCCAGAAGCUGACACCUAGGCAGCUUGCCAUGGUCCUCAAUGCCAUUGCGAGGCUUCAGCUGCAUGAACCUCGCUUGAUCGAAUUGCUUUCCUCCGUUGUACGCAGUGGCGCCCAUGCAUUGGACCCGCAGGGCCUAUGUUUGGUGGCCAAUGCUUCAGCCAAAUUGCAGUUGGGCCUUGAGACCUUCCAAGUGCUCUUUGUUCGCAUCCCCAAACUACUAUCUCGCUUCAGUGGACGUCACUUAGCGAUGCUUUGCCAUGCGUGGGCAAAGGCUCACAUUCACAAUGAUGAUUUGUUCGAGCUUUUGAUUUUGCCACUCGCAAGCCACGCAGCACGCCUGGAAGCACAUGAGGCUGGACUCCCCUGCUGGUCAAUGUAUUCUGACUAA
Messenger RNA from Durusdinium trenchii, 1158 nucleotides. Lineage: Eukaryota; Dinophyceae; Suessiales; Symbiodiniaceae. The record is from the annotation of a GenBank genome assembly.